This is a messenger RNA of Capsicum annuum, 683 nucleotides long. Its product is annotated as probable calcium-binding protein CML46. Gene Ontology annotation, molecular function: calcium ion binding. The record is from RefSeq and is a predicted model, not a curated record. The transcript has a single exon. Bases 72 to 668 code for a protein of 198 amino acids. NCBI's taxonomy places the organism in Eukaryota, Viridiplantae, Streptophyta, Magnoliopsida, Solanales, Solanaceae.
ACUUGUUAAUCUAUAAUAACUUAAAAGGAGAAAAAAUUACCAAGGGAAACUGAAGGAACAACAACUAGUCCAUGGAGAAGAUUUUUUCAUUCUCAGCUCAGGCCAAGAAGAUAGGUGAUGCACUCAAUCAUUUUAAUUCGACCAUAUUACGUUGCAUAAUUUUUUGCCUGAUAAUCACAUUUGAGGCAUUUUUUUCUUGUUUUUCUUCGUUAUUUCGAGGCAUUCGUUUGGUUUUUAGUACUACAUUUAAGAAGCUUGAUAAUGCUGACACUUCAUCAAAGGCAAAAAGUUGUUGCCAUGAAAAAAUUGUGAAUAAUGAGGGACUAUUAGAGGAAGAUGUUGAGACAGUACUCGAUACACUAAUGAAUUUUUGCAACCAAAAUGGCGAUAAGGUCAAUUUUGAUGAGGUAGAAUUGGUCGAGGUUUUUGAUUCGUUUGAUGAAACGAAGCCUAGUUUGGAGGAAGUUAAAGAAGCAUUUGAUGUGUUUGAUGAGAAUGGAGAUGGCUACAUUGAUGCUAAUGAGUUAAACAAAGUUAUUUUCAAGAUGGGGUACUUGGAAUUUUCGGUAUUGGAUUGCCAAAGGAUGAUUAUACCAUUUGAUGAAAACAAAGAUGGAAAAAUUGAAUUUGUUGAGUUUGUGAAGCUCAUGGAGCAUAUUGUUCAGUAACUCUGCAUCAUUUGU